This is a messenger RNA of Anneissia japonica, 1518 nucleotides long. RefSeq names its product golgin subfamily A member 6-like protein 22. The annotation marks the transcript as partial. The transcript has 2 exons. NCBI's taxonomy places the organism in Eukaryota, Metazoa, Echinodermata, Crinoidea, Comatulida, Comatulidae. The record is from RefSeq and is a predicted model, not a curated record.
AUGGCCCAGGUCGGUUCUUUUUAUAAUUAUAACCCCACCACUAACUGUGGUCAGUGGGAGCGGCUUGAGCACGAACUUUGCCGGCAAACGGAGUCGCACAAUGGCAGCACGGAGCGGGCUGAUAUUAAUGGCACAGCACGAGGCGUGAGCUCCCAGUCACCGGUUCAAGGCACGUGGUCACGGCAUGUGCCAUGGCAGGCGUGGCAGGAUGACUAUGCGAGCAUUGGCAGGCUUCAGGCACAAUUGGGGGAUGUCUUGGAAAAGGUGAAGCGUUAUGAAGAAUAUAUCGAGGAGGUGCAACGUGGAGUGGACGAGUCACAACGGCACGCAGACGCGCUUCAGAAAAAUUACGUGUACGGGGGGACACAGCGAUUGGACGAUUUACUGGAACGAAUUCGGUGGCAAAAACAUGACUUGGCCAAUAGAGUCGACAAAUUACGUGGGAAAAAGAAUUUGGUAGUGUUUUAUACCCGUCAGUUGGAAUAUGCGAAGAGCAAACUGAACAAAAGAAUAGAGGAACAGCAGAUUGGUAUCUCCCAGGAAAGGAAACAAUGGGAGGAAGAAUGGAAAACCGAGCUCGAAAAGAAACAAAAGGAGCACGACUUGGAAGUAAAACAAUUAAUGGAAAAAUUAUUGGAGGAAGCAAGGCGGUUCAAAGAACUGGAGGGGAGAGUGAGGGAAAUACAGUUGGAAGAGAAAAAAUGUGAACACGAUGGGGAGUUGGAACAAUUGAAGGAAGAGAUAAGAACAGGCAAUCAGGAAAGAGAAAGCCUAGAAUGGAAGAUAAAAAGAGGAGAGNNUUGCUGGAAAAGGAAAAACGGAGACAGAGGAACUGGGAAGACGGGUAGAAAACCACUUGAACAGUUAGAAGCCAAAGCAAAGUCUGAGUGUGCGGAGAUGAGAAAGGAAUUGGAAAAGAAAGUUUCUGAGUUACAGAAACACCAAAACAAAGAGAGGGAACUACAAAACGAACUGAGAGUGUUAAAAGAGGAAAGGAAGAGAACGGAAAAUGAAACUUUAAGAAACCACACUGUACAGAUCGAACAGCUGGAAGCGAAGGCCAGACUAAAGAAUGAGGAACAAGAAAGAGUAAUGAAGGAAGAACGAAUGAGACAGGAGAAAGAAAUCAGUCAGUUGAAAGAAAUGACGAGAUUGCAGAAGGAGGAACAAGAAAGACAGUGGAAUAGAAAACUGAAAGAGUAUGAAUUUGAAACUGAACGACAAAAGGAAAAAAAUAGGUUUGAAUACGAGGAGAAAGUAAAGGAGCAAGGAAUGAAGCAGGAAGGAGAAAUCAGGAGAUUGAAGGACACAACGAGAUUGGAGAGGGAAGAACGAGAGGAACAAUGGAAUAGAAAACAAAAAGAACAUGAAUCUGAGGUUGACCAAUUGAAAGAAAAGCUGAGGCUGGAGUACGAGGAGAUAGACAAAGAACAGCGAAUGAAACACAAACAGGAGAUUAACCAAAUGAAGAAAACCAUGAAACUGGAGAAGGAAGGACAGGAGAGGAAACGAGGAAGA